AUGAAAAAUUUUGUAUGGGUGAAUACGUGUUUGCUUGACCAAACAUCUACGCAUAAUAAUGAGAAUUACUACCAUCACCUUUGCCUCACUAUCGAGUCUACUUCUGUCUCUCUAUCCAAUAUUCACUUGUCUCUUUAUCCGAUCUUUAUUUGUCUCUCUAUCCGAUCUUUAUUUGUCUCUCUAUUCAAUAUUCCUUUGUCGCUCUCUAUACGAUAUUUGUCUCUCUAUUACGACCUCUUCUUUUUCUAUAUCCAAUAUUCAUGUGUCUUUCUCUCUGUUUUCGUUUUGUCCGAUCUCCAUUUUCUAUCUAUCCACUCUUACUUUCUCUCUCUCUAUAUGAUCUUCAUUAGUCACUUCAUCGGCUCCUAUUCUGUCUGUAUAUACAAUAUUUAUUUGUCUCUCUAUUCUGUUUUUGUGUCUUUAUUCAAUGUUCAUUUGUCUCUCUCUCCUAUCUUUUGCUACUACCGGGUCAUUUUCUGUCUCUCUAUCCAAUAUUCAUUUGUCUCUCUAUCCGUUCAUUAUUUGUCACUCUAUCUGACUCUCUUCUGUCUCUCUAUCCAAUAUUCAUUUGUCUCUCUAUCCGUCUCUUUAUUUGUCUCCUCUAUCUGUUUAUCUGUUUUCCUCUCUAUCCAAUAUUCAUUUGUCUCUCUCUAUCCGUUCUUUAUUUGUCUCUCUAUCGGGCUAUCUUCUAUCUCUCUAUCCAACAUUCAUUUGUCUCUAUCCUCAUCCAAUAUUCAUUUAUCUAUCUAUCUAUCUAUUUAUUUGUCUCUAUUUGUCUCUCUUCUCUCUCUCUCUAUCCAAUAUUCAUUUGUCUCCUCAUCCGUUCAUGUAUUUAUCUAUCUAUCUAUUUUUUGUCUCUCUAUCCAGACAUUCAUUUGUCUCUCUCCUCCGUUCUCUCUCCUAUUUGUCUUCCUCAUCAGUCCAAUCUAUCUAUCUAUCCAAUAUUCAUUUGUCUCUCUAUCCGUUCUUUAUUUGUCUCUCUCUCUCUUCUGUCUCUCUAUCCAGACAUUCAUUUGUCUCUAUCCGUCUUUGUCUCUAAUCUGUCUAUCUAUCCAAUCUCAUUUGUCUCUAUCCGUUUUUAUUUGUCUCUAUCGGACUCUCUUCUCUCUCUAUCCAAUAUUCAUUUGUCUCUCUAUCCGUCUCUCUCUGCCCGGUAGACAUCUCUCUCAUCAGUCCAUAUUUAUCUAUCUAUCCAUCUAUCUAUCUAUCUCUAUCAUUCAUUCUUUCUCCUUUGUCUCUCUAUCUCCCUCUCUUCCUGUCCUAUCCAAUAUUCAUCUGUCUAUCUAUCCGUUCCCAGUCAUUCAUUUUAUCUCUCUCUCUAUUAUCUCAGUCUCCAUCUAUCUAUCUGUCUAUCUAUCUAUCUUAACAGACAUUCAUUUGUCUCUCUCUCUCUCUCUCUGCCAGGUAUCUGUAAUGUAUCCUCCAUCAUCCAUUGUCUAUCCGUCUAUCUUAUUUAUCUAUCUAUCAGACAUUCAUUUUCCAUCCGUUCUAUCUAUCUAUCUAUCUACAGUAGACAUUCAUUUGUCUCUCUCUCUGGCUCUCUCUCUGUCUAUCUAUCUAUCUAUCUAUUCUAUUUGUCUCUCUAUCUCCUUCUCUCUGCCGUCUCUCUAUCCUCAGUCAGUCCAUGUUUAUCUAUCUAUCUAUCUAUCUGUCUAUCUAUCUAUAACAGACAUUCAUUUUUGUCUCUCUCCUCUCUCUCUCUCUCUCUGCCCAAUAUUCAUUUGUCCUCCAGUCCAUUUUUCAUCAUCUAUCUAUCUAUCUAUCUAUCUUCUAUCUAUCUAUCCAGACAUUUAUUUGUCUCUCCCUCUCUCUCUCUCUCUCCAAUAUUCAUUUGUCUCUCAGUCCAUUUUAUUUGUCUAUCUAUCUAUCUCUCUAUCUAUCUAUCUAUCCAGACAUUCAUUUGUCUCUCUAUCCCUCUCUCUCUCUCUUCUAUCUACUCUCCUCAGUCAGUCAUUUGUCUCUCUAUCUCUCUAUCUCUCUCUGUCUAUAACAGACAUUCAUUUGUCUCUCUCCCUCUCUCUCUCUCUCUCCCUCCAAUAUUCAUUUGUCUAUCUAUCCUAUCUAUCUAUCUAUCUCUCUAUCUAUAACUGUCUCUCUCAUUUGUUUUGUCUCUCUCCUCUCCCUCUCAUUUCUGUCUCUAUCUCCGUCUCUCUCUCUCUCUGCCGGGUCUCCAUCCCAUUCCAUUAUCUAUUUGUCUAUCUAUCUAUCUGUCUAUCUAUCAUUCAUUUGGGCUCUCUCUGUCUCUCUGCCAAUAUUCAUUUGUCUCCUCAGUCCGUUCUUUAUUUCUAUCUCUAUCUAGAUCUAUCUAUCUAUAACAGACAUUCAUUUGUCUCUCUAUCUCUCUCUCUCUGCCCGAGUAUUGUAUCCUCCAGUCAGUCCAUGUUUUAUCUAUCUAUCUAUCUAUCUAUCUAUCUAUCUAUAACAGACAUUCAUUUGUCUCUCCUCUCCCAAUCUCUCUGCCCUCUAUCCAAUAUCCUCAGUCAGUCCAUGUUUAUCUAUCUAUCUAUCUAUCUAUCUAUCUAUCUAUCUAUAACAGACAUUCAUUUGUCUCUCUCCUCUCUCUCUCUCUCUCUGUCAUCUCUAUCCUCAGUCAUUCAUUUGUCUAUCUAUCUAUCUCUUUAUCUUGUCUAUCUUAUCAUUCUCUCUCUCCUCUCUCUCUCUCUCCAGACAUUCCUCAGUCAGUCUCAUGUUUAUCUAUCUAUCUAUCUCUAUCUGUCUAUCUAUCUAUCUAUCUUUGUCUCUCUCCAAUCUUCAUUUGUCUCUAUCCUCAGUCUUAUUUGUCUCUCAGUCAGUCCAUGUUUAUCUAUCUCUCUAUCUAUCUAUCUAUAUUCAUUUCUCUCUCCCUCUCUCUCUCUCUCUGCCGAUUUGUCAUCUCCUCAUCAGUCAAUCAGUAUCUGUCUUUAUCUAUCUAUCUAUAACAGACAUUCAUUUGUCUCUCUCCUCUCUCUCUCUCUCUGCCCAUUUGUCUAUCUAUCAGUCCAUGUUUAUCUAUCUAUCUGUCUCUAUAACAACAUUCAUUUGUCUCUCUCCUCUCUCUCUCUCUCUGCCUAUUUGUCUCCUCAGUCAGUCCAUGUUUAUCUAUCUAUCUAUCUAUCUAUCUAUCUAUCUAUCUAUCUGUUCAUUCAUUUGUCUCUCUCCCUCUCUCUCUCUCUGCUCUCUGCCAAUAUUCAUUUGUCUCUCUAUCUAUCUCCAGUUCUUUUCUUUGUCUCUCUCUCUAUCUGUGUAUCCUCAUCAUUUUUUGUCUUCUAUCUAUCUAUCUAUCUAUCUAUCUAUCUAUCUAUCUAUAUCCAGACAUUCAUUUGUCUCUCUCCUCUCUCUCUCUCUCUGCCCGAGUCAUGUCUUAUCCUCAGUCAGUCCAUGUUUAUCUAUCUAUCUAUCUAUCUAUCUAUCUUUCUUUGUCUCUAUCUAUCUCUCUCUCUCUAUCCAGACAUUCAUUUGUCUCUCUAUCCUCUCUCUCUCUAUCUGCCGAGUAGACAUUCAUUUGUCUCUCAGUCAUCCCAUGUUUAUUUAUCUAUCUAUCUAUCUAUCUAUCUAUCUAUCUAUCUAUCUAUAACAGACAUUCAUUUGUCUCUCUCUCUCUCUCUCUCUCUGCCUAUUCAUAUCCUCAGUCAUCCCAUGUUUAUCUAUCUAUCUAUCUAUCUAUCUAUCUAUCUAUCUAUAUUCAUUUGUCUCUCUCCUUUCUCUCUCUCUCCUCUCUCUCUCUCUCAGUCAUCCAAUGUUUAUCAUCUUCUAUCUAUCUCAGUCCGUUCUUCUUUAUCUCUAUCUUUGUCUCUCCCAGUCUAUCUAUCUAUCUAUCUUUCUAUCUCUAUCCGUUCAUUCAUUUGUCUCUCUAUCUAUCUCUCUCUCUAUCUAUCUAUCCUCUCAGACAUUUGUCUUCCGUUCUUCUUUGUCUCUAUCAGACAUUCCAUGUCUCUCUAUCUAUCUCUCUCUAUCUAUCUAUCUAUCCUCUCCAGUCAGUCUAUCUUAUCUAUCUAUCUAUCUAUCUAUUUGUCUAUCUAUCCGUUCUUCAUUUGUCUCUCCUCUCUCUCUCUCUCUGCCAAUAUUAAUGUAUCCUCCAGUCAGUCCAUGUUUAUCUAUCUAUCUAUCUAUCUAUCUAUCUAUCUAUCUAUCUGUCUAUCUACAGACAUUCAUUUGUCUCUCCUCUCUCUCUCUCUCUGCCAAGUAUUCAUUUGUCUCCUCCAGUCAGUCCCAUGUUUAUCUAUCUAUCUAUCUAUCUAUCUAUCUAUCUAUCUAUCUAUCUAUAACAGACAUUCAUUUGUCUCUCUCCUCUCUCUCUCUCUCUGCCUAGUAGACGUAAUGUAUCCUCAGUCAGUCCAUGUUUAUCUAUCUAUCUAUCUAUCUAUCUAUCUAUCUAUCUAUCUAUCCAGACAUUCAUUUGUCUCUCUCCUCUCCCUCUCUCUCUGCCCAGUAGACAUGUGUAUCCUCAGUCAGUCCAUGUUUAUCUAUCUAUCUAUCUAUCUAUCUAUCUAUCUAUCUAUAACAGACAUUCAUUUGUCUCUCUCCCUCUCUCUCUCUCUCUGCCGAGUGAACGUAAUGUAUCCUCAGUCAGUCCAUGUUUAUCUAUCUAUCUAUCUAUCUAUCUAUCUAUCUAUAACAGACAUUCAUUUUCCAUGUUUAUCUAUCUAUCUAUCUAUCUAUCUAUCUAUCUAUCUAUCUAUAACAGACAUUCAUUUGUCUCUCUCCCUCUCCCUCUCUCUCUGCCGAGUGAACGUAAUGUAUCCUCAGUCAGUCCAUGUUUAUCUAUCUAUCUAUCUAUCUAUCUAUCUAUCUAUCUAUAACAGACAUUCAUUUGUCUCUCUCCCUCUCUCUCUCUCUCUGCCAUCCACAUAUUGUAUCCUCAGUCAGUCCAUGUUUAUCUAUCUAUCUAUCUAUCUAUCUAUCUCUCUAUAA
This is a messenger RNA of Acanthosepion pharaonis, 4890 nucleotides long. NCBI's taxonomy places the organism in Eukaryota, Metazoa, Mollusca, Cephalopoda, Sepiida, Sepiidae. The record is from the annotation of a GenBank genome assembly.